Penaeus vannamei (Pacific white shrimp) is the source of this 795-nucleotide messenger RNA. RefSeq lists its product as uncharacterized. The record is from RefSeq and is a predicted model, not a curated record. NCBI's taxonomy places the organism in Eukaryota, Metazoa, Arthropoda, Malacostraca, Decapoda, Penaeidae.
UGUGUGUGUGUAUAUAUAUACGCGUGUGUCUCUGUCUGUCUGGGAUCAUAUUUAGAAAGUUCGCUGGAGGAGCAACUAUGUUACUGAAGAGCGCAGCGGCGGUGUUGCUGGCGUUGGCGGCCGCCCUGGCGCCGUCCCUGGCCGACGACGCCGGGGAGAGCCAGCAGUCGGCGAAGGAGGAGCAGGCCUCCGGCGAGCGCCUCGUGGACGAAAGCGACAGUAAGGUUCUUCAGAAGAACAAGUUCAUCUUCGGAUCCCUGUCGACCACCACGUACACGGGCGUGGCCGUGUCCACCUCGACCGUGUUCUUCUCGUGCCUGCUGGGCACGGCCGCCACCGUGUGCCAGGGACGUCGCCGACGCCUCAGGAAGAACGUCAAGUUCAACGCGUCCCCCCCCGCCGUCUACGAGAGCGAGUCGAGCCUGGACAGCAGCCAGGGCGCCGCCGCCAAGUCCCGCGAGGAGGAGGACCCCAACAACCAGGAAGUGGAAGAGAAGUCCAGGUUCGCCUUCACUGCCUGGACCACCUCGAGGACCUCCACCACCGUCACCGUCCUCUUCACCAACACCUCCACCACGCUCCGCAUCUCGAUCUUCUGCAUCGCCGGGUCGCUCCAGCUGCCGCAGUUCAACUGUGAGAACGCGUAGAUGGCUCCUUGCGUUUUGUGCAGGAAUUCGAUCCCUUUCUUUACUUUAGGGGAAGCGGGUGGAAGGCCUGUACCUCGAUUUCACGUUUAGGUUAAGAUGGAGGAGAGUCCAAAUGUAUAUAUGCUUUAAUUAAAUGUUAUUAUUAUGA